Messenger RNA from Diaporthe amygdali, 732 nucleotides. RefSeq names its product chloroperoxidase-like protein. Bases 1 to 732 code for a protein of 243 amino acids. Gene Ontology annotation, molecular function: peroxidase activity. The transcript has 2 exons. NCBI's taxonomy places the organism in Eukaryota, Fungi, Ascomycota, Sordariomycetes, Diaporthales, Diaporthaceae. The record is from RefSeq and is a predicted model, not a curated record.
AUGCAUUCAUUCAAGUCGUUGUGCCUUGCUACGGCAGCUGCUCUCAUUCCUUUUAGCGCUGCCCUAGAUGAGACAACAUACCCCUGGCAAGCCCCGACAGACACCGACGUCCGGUCUCCCUGCCCGGCUCUCAACGCACUCGCCAACCACGGACUCCUGCCUCGCGACGGCAAGGGCAUCACGAUCGGUGUGCUUUCCGACGCAGCGUAUACGGGCUUCACCGUCGCCGCUGAUGCGACGCUUGUGUUCGGCAGCUUGGCCUUCCAGACAUCGACAACUGGCAACGCAUCGACCUUCAAUCUGGACGACCUCAAGCAGCACACUCCGCACGUCCUUGAGCACGAUGGAUCCAUGUCUAGAAACGACUCGUACUGGGGCGACAAUCUCUCCUUCAAUGAACAGGCAUGGGCGAGAACUCUCGCAAACUGGGGAGACAACGAGGUUAUCACCUUCGCCGUAGCCGCAGCCGAAAGAACGGCACGCUUUGAAUAUGGCUUGGCCACGAACCCCGAGUUCAAUGCUAGUGUCGCUCAGACAAGUUCGCUGCUAGAGUACUCAUUGAUUCUGUCUUCAUUUGGGGAUCUGGUGGAGGGCAACGGCAAUGCGACGUUCAUCAAGUACCUCUUUGAGAAUGAGAGGCUGCCCAUCGAGCUUGGGUGGCAGCCACCAACGUCAAACUUGACAAUUGCCGCUGCGCAGGUCAUGGCAGCCAAAAUCGCUGCCCUGCUUUGA